UCCAACCCCUCAGUGAAUGCCUCAACUCAAUCCCAACCCAUGAUUCCUUAUCCUACUGAUCUCCUGAUUCUCAUUAAUUCUUCUUUUCUUCACGAAACUCCUCUCGACAACGCCUCUUCUCCCACUCCCCAAUCUCAACAAUAACCCCACAAUCCCAAACUGAACCUGACUAUGAACCUAAGCCUAUUUGACCAAUUUGCCAGCCCAGAACUGCUGGGAAUCCCCCUAAUUGUAUUCGCUAUCAGCCUUCCAGUAACUCUCACCUUAACUUCUAAUGCCCAACUCACUAACAACCGACCUACAAUCCUCCAAUCCUGAUUAAAAAUUGUAUUCACCAAACAACUCUUAUUACCUCUCAGCACUAAAGGACGUAAAUGAGCAGCCGUUUUCACCUCCCUAAUAAUCUUCCUCACAACCGCCAACCUUCUAGGACUUCUACCCUACACCUUCACCCCAACCACCCAACUGUCUCUUAAUAUAGCCUUAGCAGCCCCAAUAUGACUAGCCACAGUACUGGUAGGUCUAAAAAACCAACCAACCAUCUCCUUGGGCCAUCUCUUACCCGAAGGCACCCCCACCCUCCUAAUCCCAGCCCUAAUCUUAAUUGAGACUAUCAGCCUUCUAAUUCGACCCCUAGCCCUAGGCGUACGGCUGACCGCCAACCUAGUUGCCGGUCACCUUCUACUUCAGUUAAUUUCCAUGGCUACUUUUGCAAUAAUAUCUUCUCUACCAGCAAUUGCCCUACUCACAUCUCUUACUCUACUCCUUCUUACACUCCUAGAAUUUGCUGUAGCACUUAUUCAAGCCUUCGUCUUUACCCUUCUCCUCACUCUCUACCUUCAAGAAAAUUCUUAAUGACCCACCAAACUCACGCCUACCAUAUAGUUGACCCAAGUCCCUGACCCCUAACUGGAGCCUUAGCUGCCCUACUUUUAACCUCAGGGCUCGCCACCUGAUUUCACCAUAAAACCCUUCACCUUCUGUCCCUGGGAUUAAUCACCACCCUUCUUACUAUAUACCAAUGAUGGCGUGACGUAACUCGCGAAGGCACCUACCAAGGUCAUCAUACACCCCCUGUGCAAUCAGGCCUACGAUACGGAAUAAUCCUCUUUAUUACAUCUGAAGUCUUCUUCUUCUUAGGGUUCUUCUGAGCUUUCUAUCACUCAAGCCUAGCCCCAACACCCGAGCUGGGUGGACAAUGACCCCCCAGUGGCAUCCAACCAAUCAACCCAUUUGAAGUCCCACUUCUCAAUACAGCAGUC
Molecule: messenger RNA, 1262 nt
Organism: Varanus komodoensis (Komodo dragon)
Lineage: Eukaryota; Metazoa; Chordata; Lepidosauria; Squamata; Varanidae
Product: ATP synthase subunit a-like
Exons: 2
Biological process (GO): proton motive force-driven ATP synthesis
Molecular function (GO): proton transmembrane transporter activity
Source: RefSeq, a predicted model, not a curated record